AAAGUAGGUUUCAUUUCUAUCAUUUACUUAGGGCCAAGCUAAAAUGGGUUAGAAGGGCUCAGUGGGUAAGAGUGUUCACUGUGCAAGUAUGAGGAUCUGAAUUUGAAUCCCAGGACCCACAUGAAAACCUGCACCACCUUUCCGCUAGGUACUGGCUGCUUACUGUCAAAAUGGGCAAGUUCGUGAAACCCGGGACAGUGGUGCCGGUCCUGGCUGGACGCUACUCCAGAUGCAAAGCUGUCAUGGUGAAGAACACUGAUGAUGGCAUUUCAGACCUCCCUUACAGACAUGCCCUGGUGACGGGAACUGACCGCUAUCCCCGAAAAGUGACAGCGGCCAUGGGCAUGAAGAAAAUUGCCAAGAGAUCAAAGAUCAAGUCCUUUGUGAAAGUUUAUAACUACAGUCACCUCCUGCCCACAAGGUACUCUGUGGAUAAACCCUUGGACAAAAGUGUUGUCAACAAAGAUGUCUUCAGAGACCCAGCCCUGAAACACAAGGCCAGACGGAAGGCCAGGGUCGAGUUUGAGGGAUGA
This is a messenger RNA of Peromyscus maniculatus bairdii (prairie deer mouse), 533 nucleotides long. NCBI's taxonomy places the organism in Eukaryota, Metazoa, Chordata, Mammalia, Rodentia, Cricetidae. The record is from RefSeq and is a predicted model, not a curated record.